AUGGCAUUAAUUAUACACUCAUCACUUCUCCUAAUCUUCUUCAUCCUAGUAUACCCACUAAUCACCACACUAAACCCAAACCAGCAAGAAUCCAAACUAGCAGAAAAAGCCAAAACCGCCGUCAGCUCCGCAUUCUUUAUCAGCCUUCUACCCCUAAUAAUUUUCCUAAACCUAAAAACAGAAGGCAUUAUCACAAAUUGACACUGAAUAAACACCCAAACAUUUGAUAUCAAUAUUAGCUUCAAAUUUGACCACUACUCUCUAAUCUUCGUCCCAAUUGCUUUAUACGUUACCUGAUCAAUCUUAGAAUUUGCACUAUGAUAUAUGCAUUCAGACCCCUACAUUAACCGAUUCUUUAAAUAUCUUCUUACAUUCCUAGUGGCCAUAAUUAUUCUAGUCACAGCCAACAACAUAUUCCAACUAUUUAUCGGCUGAGAAGGAGUAGGAAUCAUAUCAUUCCUACUAAUCGGAUGAUGACACGGACGAGCAGACGCUAACACAGCAGCCCUCCAAGCCGUUAUCUACAACCGAGUAGGAGACAUUGGACUAAUUAUAGCCAUAGCCUGACUUGCAAUAAACCUCAACUCAUGAGAAAUCCAACAAAUUUUCACCUUAUCAAAAAACUUUGACAUGACCAUCCCCCUAAUAGGACUUGCCCUAGCAGCAACAGGAAAAUCAGCCCAAUUUGGCCUUCACCCGUGACUUCCUUCUGCCAUAGAAGGUCCCACGCCAGUAUCCGCCCUACUACACUCAAGCACCAUGGUCGUUGCAGGAAUCUUCCUACUAAUCCGCCUUCACCCCUUAAUAGAAAACAACCAACUCGCAUUGACAAUCUGCCUCUGCUUAGGAGCAUUAACCUCACUAUUUACAGCCACCUGCGCCCUAACUCAAAACGACAUCAAAAAAAUCGUAGCUUUCUCAACAUCAAGUCAACUAGGACUAAUAAUAGUCACAAUUGGACUAAACCAACCACAACUAGCAUUCCUCCACAUUUGUACGCACGCUUUCUUCAAGGCUAUACUAUUCUUAUGCUCGGGAUCAAUCAUUCACAGCCUAAACGACGAACAAGACAUCCGAAAAAUAGGAGGCUUAUUCAACAUCAUACCUGCCACCUCAACCUACUUCACAAUCGGCAGCCUAGCCCUGACAGGAACCCCAUUCCUAGCAGGAUUCUUCUCAAAAGAUGCAAUCAUCGAAGCCCUAAACACCUCCCACCUAAACGCCUGAGCCCUAAUCCUUACACUAAUUGCCACAUUAUUCACUGCAGUCUACAGCUUCCGACUAGUAUAUUUCGUAACCAUAGGAACCCCACGAUUCCUGCCACUAUCCCCAAUUAAUGAAAACAACCCACUAGUAAUCAACUCAAUCAAACGACUUGCCUGAGGAAGCAUCAUCGCAGGCCUUAUCAUUACACAAAACUUCCUACCAAUAAAAACACCAAUUAUAACAAUACCAACCACCCUCAAAAUAGCAGCCCUUCUAGUAACCAUCGUAGGCCUAAUAGUAGCCAUAGACCUCGCUAACAUAACAAGCAAACAAGUAAAAAUUACUCCAACAAUUACCACACAUCACUUCUCAAACAUAUUAGGAUUCUUCCCCGCAAUCACCCACCGACUCCUACCAAAACUAAACCUCACCCUCGGACAAUCAACUGCCACCCAACUAGACAAAACAUGACUUGGAACAAUUGGGACAAAAGGGCUAGGACUAGCACAAACAACCAUAGCAAAAAUUACAAACGACAUCACACGAGGAAUAAUCAAAACAUACCUAACCAUCUUCCUCCUUACUAUAAUCUUAGCCACUAUCCCAAUCCUACUCUAA
Molecule: messenger RNA, 1824 nt
Organism: Labeo rohita (rohu)
Lineage: Eukaryota; Metazoa; Chordata; Actinopteri; Cypriniformes; Cyprinidae
Source: the annotation of a RefSeq genome assembly